CUCCAUCGCCGAAUAGUUCACCCGCAGCCUUGCCGCGCCUGCGUCGCCACCGCCUCUCCGACUCUCGCAUGCGCGACCGACUGGGGCAUCCGCGCUCCAUCUCUUAGCCUGCAGCGUCAAGCUUAAAGCCCGCGGCGGAGAUUGCGAGCCGCGCGCGUCAACGUCACUGAACUUGGAAGGGAGCAGUGCUUCACAAUGCGACGCCCGAUUUAGCACGGGACGAUGCAGCGGCCGUUAUAGCACCGCGAAAUGCAGCGGUCGAUCUCGGGCCGAGUCAAGCACGCGGGUUUCGUCGAUGGAUUACCGGUGGGCUGCGGAGGCCUUACUUCCAACGAGCAUGUUGGUUAGUGCAAACCCCAUAGGGCGACGUCGCGUUUAGGCACCACAUAAUGCAGCGGCCGAUCUCGGGCCGUCUGAAGCACGCGGGAUCGGCGCCAAUCGUGGUGGUGGCGGACGAUGUGCCGCCCAUCCGGAUCGCGGAGCGCCGUGCGAUCGACCACCUGUCCGAUCUCGACCAUCCACGUGGCUCCCCGCUCGCCAGCGCCAAGCACGCGGCCAGCCCGCAGGCCGCCGCUUUCCGCGCGCCCGGGGGGGUCGCCUCCCCGGGGGCCUUCGCCCCCGCCUCCCGCGAGUUCGCGCUAGCGGCGGGCAGCCACUUCCACGGCAGCAGCCCGCAUGCGCACGGGGGGCACGGGCAUGGGGGCACUGCGGGGUCGGGGGGGAUUGGCGGCACAAGCGGGGGCGGUGCGAGCGGGGGCGGCACGAGCGGCGGCGGCGGGGUGCUGUCGUCGGUGGCGAUGGUGGCGGUGCUGCUGCUGCUGCUGAACCUGUCGACCAUCUACCUCUUCUUCCAGUCGGGACUGUCGUCCCGUAGCCUCACCGCGUCCACCGCCGACAUCCGGCUGAGGAGCCAGACGCAGGAGCGCGUCAUGGAGGCGGAGGCCGCGCUCUCCAACCACCCGCCCGCCCGCGCGCGAACCCAUGCAGGGGGCAAGUCCGCAACAGGCGCAGCACAGGCGGCAGCGGGGGCGGGGUUGGGGCGGGGCGUGGGGGGCCAGCUGAGUGCGCUGGUGCGGGGGCGCGAGACGGUGAACGGGCGGCUGUUCCACAUUGCGCCGGGGCUGGCGGCGGGCAAGGUGCCGUGGAACGCCUCCGACAACUCCUUCCUGCUCUCCCUCAGGGGCAAGUGGGACGUGCGGUCGUUCUCCCUCAUGCCCGGGGUGUUCCUGCUGCAGCAGCCGGACGACUUCGCAUGCGUGCUGCUCAUCCAAGACGCCUGCUACGUCUACAUGACAGGCCCGUCCCGCCUGCACAUCCCGCUGACGGGCAUGUGGUAUUCGGACGAGGGCGUGCGCGACUUCAAGCGCAUCUCCACGUCCAACGACCUCUGCUCGCUCUUCCCCGACUCGAUCGCCGACCACCAGGACCGCUCCUGGCGCCAGCUCAGCGCGCUGGAGGCCGCUGCUGCUCUCAACAGGGAGGCCACUGUGGGGCGGAACAGUGGGCGGGUUAGGGGGGUGGAGGAGGAGGAGGAGGAGGAUGGGAGGAAAGGGGGUGCAGGAGGGGGGAGGAAGGGGAGUGGAGUGGGGAAGGAGCGGAUGGGCGGGAGGGUGGAGCGGGCGGAAGAGGAGGAGGGGGACUGGAGGGGCGGUGGUGGCGUGGGGUAUUCGGCGGAUAGAGCGGACGAGGAGGGCGAGGAGGGGGAGGAGAGAGCAGGCCACGCGGGCAAGCGACGACGCCUGCUGGCCACAGCAGAGCACAAAACCGCAAAACCCCACAAAUCUACCUCCUCUCAUCCCAAAACCACGUCCCCAGCCGCGCAGUCACAAUCCCCCCCGGCAACCCAAGAGCAAUCACCCCCACCUGCACGCGUAUCGGGGUUUGAGAACCAGGCGCCCGGGUUCACGGACGAGUUUGACGAGGAGCUGCACGACAUCACGGACAUCAAGCGCCGCGAGCGCAGGGUGUAUGGCCGCUUCGAGAGCCCGCUCGCCGUGGCGCGCUACCUCAACCUCAGUGACGCCAGCAGUCGCGCACGGCUGGCGCAGGGGCGGCCGGGGGGGAGAGUGGAGAAGGUGGGGUACGUGCCCAAGUACGGCAGCUACAUGGGCGAGUUCGGGGAGGCCGUGGUGCCGCUCAUGGAGGGCGCUGUGCAUCUGGUGCGCUCGCCCCCCUCGGACCCCGCCAAGGACACUCGGGGCGUGGGCCGCGUGGUGUUCUUCCCGGGGGAGCGCGAGGUGCGCAGCAAGUGGACGGCGGACAUGGCGCACAUCCUGUUCGGCCCCAAGGCGCAGCUGCUGCUGGGGCAGGUGGUGGGGCAGAAGGUGUGCUUCCGCAACGCGCUCUUCCCGCUGAACCGCUUGCACACGCCGCAGGUGGCGGACACGCUGAGGCAGAGGGCGCUGCUGGGCGCGGGGGGCAGGGGCAAGGGCAAGAAGGCCAGGCAGUCGGGAGUGGUGCGCGUGAAGGUGCUCAGAACCAGCCGCAGCCUGCCGCCCGUACAAGCCGCCCCUGGAUCUCAGGUCCCCGCUGCCCCGCGGCGCAUGCGGUGGCAGGUGACGGUGCUGGAGCGCGAGCGUGGGCGGUCGCUGAUGAACGUGCACGAGGUGGCGCGCGUGGCGCACUCGCUCUUCCCGGAGAUGCCGCUGCUCAUCGCCCGGAUUGGAAAGUCGUCCGCCUAUGACCAGGCACUGCUCUUGAAGAACACGCUGGUGCUCAUCUCGCUGCACGGCACGCCCCUCACCACGGCGCUCUUCAUGCCACGUGGCUCCGUGGUGGUCGAGCUCUUCCCCUACAAGUUCCUCAGCACGCUCUACAAGAAGAUUGCCAUGCGCUCGGGCGUUAACUACCUUGCAUGGCGCAAUAUCCACGAUAUAAGCGCCUUCUUUAGAAACAGCUGCAUGAAGGAUGGCGGGUUCACGCAUUUGCCGGAGGAGCAGUGUUGGAACAUCCACGAGUGUGUGGCAUGCGCGCGGGAUCAAAGCAUCACGAGAGUAGAUAGAAGGGAGUUCAAAGAGGUGAUGGCAAAUGCGAGAAUGAUUGUCAGAACGCUUAUUUACAAUAAUACAGCGUAGGAAUUCUUGCAAGGUAUUGUU
Molecule: messenger RNA, 3095 nt
Organism: Closterium sp. NIES-67
Lineage: Eukaryota; Viridiplantae; Streptophyta; Zygnematophyceae; Desmidiales; Closteriaceae
Source: the annotation of a GenBank genome assembly